Messenger RNA from Uncinocarpus reesii 1704, 1527 nucleotides. Its product is annotated as MAP kinase kinase skh1/pek1. Bases 1 to 1527 code for a protein of 508 amino acids. Gene Ontology annotation, molecular function: protein kinase activity; ATP binding. The record is from RefSeq and is a predicted model, not a curated record. NCBI's taxonomy places the organism in Eukaryota, Fungi, Ascomycota, Eurotiomycetes, Onygenales, Onygenaceae. The transcript has 4 exons. Gene Ontology annotation, biological process: protein phosphorylation.
AUGUCCUCUCCCGCUCCUCUCCUAAAGAUCCCCACGCCGGGAAACCGAAAGCCGCCCAAGCUCACAGUUGGCAUCCCCCCUUCACCGAACGCUCGCCCCGUCAACCAAGUUGGCACCGCUUCAUACGAUGACCCACACGCCCAACAAUUUCCCGCUCGCCAGCUGCCCCCGGAGUUGAGGAUUGCAACGCCCAUGGGUAGCAGGGGAACAAUCCCACAGGAAAACACCUCCUACUACAAUGGCCGGCCAAUGCAGCAACAACCACAACCCUACAACGCCUCUUCACACGACCUCUCGGCACAUUCACGGUCUGGGAGCUUUACGAUGCAUGAUGGCAAAACCAGUGGCCCGGCAUCUGCAACUUCUUCGUCGUUUUCUACUCUCUCGUUUGCCAUGGGGAUGAGAGAUCCCCUUGGAGCCACCAGGGAUCCGUCGUCCGCAAUCAGCUCCGUAUAUUCCGACCGCGAAGGCGGGAUGCCGAUGGAACGAGAGAAUAGCAUGAAUGGCAUUUUACCUGAUCUGGAUAAACUGAGCCAUGAACUGGGCAGGCCCUUGGAUGUUGAAGAUCUCGAUGACGAAAAGUGGACAGCUGCUAGCGAGCAAGGGAAGAUCAUUGAACUUGACAGCCUCGGCGAAGGUGCCGGUGGAGCGGUCACCAGAUGCAUACUAAUAGGCGGAAAAACGGUGUUCGCUCUAAAGGUCAUCACAACCGAUCCUAACCCUGACGUGAAGAAACAAAUAUUUCGAGAACUAAAUUUUAAUAAGGGCUGUGCAUCAGAACAUAUUUGCCGGUAUUAUGGGGCGUUUAUGGAUAGGUCGUCAAGCACAAUAUCUAUCGCGAUGGAGUUUUGUGAAGGCGGCAGCCUCGACAGUGUCUACAAAGAGGUCAAGAAGCUUGGUGGCCGAACUGGAGAAAAGGUGUUAGGAAAGGUUGCUGAAGGCGUAUUAAACGGUUUAACGUACCUGCAUGGACGCAAAAUCAUCCACAGAGACAUCAAACCGUCGAAUAUCCUCCUCUGCCGAACAGGGCAAGUCAAACUCUGCGAUUUCGGUGUCAGCGGCGAGUUCGGCACAAAAGGCGAUGCAAACACUUUCAUUGGCACAUCGUAUUACAUGGCGCCCGAACGAAUUACUGGCAAAUCUUAUACGAUUACGUCCGACGUUUGGUCUCUCGGAGUCACCUUGCUCGAAGUUGCGCAGCACCGGUUUCCUUUCCCAGCAGAUGGGACGGUGAUGCAGCCAAGAGCAGGCUUGAUUGAUCUCCUAACGUACAUUGUCCGACAACCAAUCCCCAAGCUGAAAGACGAACCAGGGAAUGGAAUCUACUGGAGCGAUAACUUUAAAUACUUUAUUGAGUGCUGCGACGCCAAAAUUAGUGCUAAUUCGAAUCAUCGCAGUUUGGAGAAAGAGCCUCCCCGAAGAGCAACUCCAUGGCGCAUGUUGGAGCACCCCUGGAUGCUUGAGAUGAAGAAUAAGAAGGUCAAUAUGGCGCAUUUCUUGAAGCAAGUUUGGGACUGGAAUGAUUAG